AUGCCCAAUGCUCGAGCCAAACUGCGCAGCAAGAUUGGGUGCAUGCCCUGCAGGAAGAAGAAGAAGAAGUGUGAUGAGGCCCAUCCUUUGUGCAACCGAUGUUCAAGGACACAUACAGUUUGCGUUUGGCCCACUGCGGAUGAGCAGAUGGACAGAAGAUUUCGAAAGAAGAGAGCAGCACUAGCAGCGGAAGCAAACCGUGAUAUUGUCAUCAAGGUUGACCAGACCUUGCAGCAAUUACCGGAAACGAUAACCAUUCAAAAUGUCAUUAGACCAGUUUCCGAGGACACGAAGUUAAUGGAAGUCAAAGAAGAAGACGACUGGUCUCUAUAUCAAAUCAAAGACCAGAAAAGACCCAACACAAUAGAAAUACAAAACAGUGGCAUGCUCACUCCAGUGGAAUUCUACCAAGACUACAAUCCAUACGAGGGAUUGCAUUCAAGCUCAGAUGAGGAGUCAAACGAGGUCGAUCCCAUGAAAAUGUCACUGUCGUUCUCUCCCAUAAAGACCUAUAAGGAUUGGUUACCUGGAUUGGAUCUGGAGUAUUUCGAAGCAAAAGCGCUUUUCCACUUUCUACACGACUAUGCCUUCAUCAUUCUACCGCCAUAUUCAGAUCAGCGAUUCUGUUUACACAACACGCUCGUUCCAAUGGCUUCCGAGCACAAGCCCCUGCUCGACAUAUUUAUGGCAUGUGGUGCACAUUACGCGAGUCACUACGACAAGUCCUUUAAGCCCAUACGGCAGAUGUUUUCAGAAAGAUACGUGAAUGGUUUGAAGUCCCUCAUGGCUAGCGGCGAUGUCAAAGGUGACGAGGAAUGGCUUUUUGGAGGUGUGCAGCUCAUGAUUGGACUGGAUAAGCUGAAGGGAACAUCAACAACAACCAUCGUGAAGCACAUACAGUUCGGAGCAAGUCUGGUUAGACAGCAGCUUCUAAAGAAAAAACUAACGUUGGGGAUGGGAAGAACUCCACCACAUGAGACAGUUGAAGGUAGGUCGUUGCUGGAGUCAUUUGUGUAUCACUAUACUGUUGCGAUUCUCUUCUGUUCCGACGAAAUGCUGAAAUUGCUUCCCCAUUCUCAUGUCGCAUCCGAGCUGAUCAGGAUUUUGGAGACGCCUCUUUUUGAAAGUGAAAUUCCUUGGGCUAACAACCCGUUGAUGGGAUGUGCGAUUGAGAUUUUUGCCCUGGCAAUCAAGAUACAGUGGUUGUUCAGAACCAUGGAACCGACACCCGAACAAAUAUCCACGGGAACUGCACUCUUAUUCGAACUAGAGUCCUGGGAAAUGUUUGAGGACAAUACCCACAAGUCGCCUUACUUUCAAUAUGCCAUAAAUUAUGCCUAUCUGGUCAAACACGCAAUGCACAUACUGUUGAUCAAGACUUUGAGACCCCAAGUGCACGAGACAGACCCUGAGAUUCAGCAGGAUGUAAUGGCUGUAAUCGCCAGAUCAUCCACAAUCCAGGCAGGAGAUAGUUCUGGAUCAACAGGAAAUCUCAUGUUCUGGCCGCUUGCAAUAUCUGGACUGGCCGCGGUUACAGAAGAACAGAGAAAAUUUUUCAGACAGAGAAUAUGGUCGAUGGGAGAGCAGGCCCACGGUGAAGCAAAGAUCGACAGUGUUAUGGUUCUUUACGAGUACGCAUGGAGUAUAGAGCGCAAUUAUCCAGGACUGAACACGCUUCACAAUAGACAGGUGAUGGCAGAUUGUUCUAUAUAG
Kuraishia capsulata CBS 1993 is the source of this 1713-nucleotide messenger RNA. RefSeq lists its product as uncharacterized. NCBI's taxonomy places the organism in Eukaryota, Fungi, Ascomycota, Pichiomycetes, Pichiales, Pichiaceae. The record is from RefSeq and is a predicted model, not a curated record. Gene Ontology annotation, molecular function: DNA-binding transcription factor activity, RNA polymerase II-specific; transcription cis-regulatory region binding; zinc ion binding. The coding region runs from base 1 to 1713 and encodes 570 amino acids. Gene Ontology annotation, biological process: positive regulation of transcription by RNA polymerase II. The transcript has 2 exons. Gene Ontology annotation, cellular component: nucleus.